AUGAGUUCAGAUCGGCAAGAACGCAUCAUCCCAUCUGAAGUCCCGAGCGGCAUUAAUGCAGAAGACCAGUCACCUUUUCCUGCGGAAAUUACAUCGGGCCCUCGGGCUGGAGCAGCAACCGUCCAGGAUCCAACGACUCAUGGAGGCACAGCAGCCGCUCCAAGCCAGACUACUCCGCGCCAUGGAAGACGAUCCCGGCCACUGGGAAUCAAAAAGGCCCGGAAUACAGCUAAGCAGCGACGGUCCAAGGAAAACCUUCCUUCCGGCAUUGAGCAGACACAGGUCGACAAGCAUACUCGCCGUGAACGAGUCGCACAGAAAAAGAGGGCCUCCAAGGUCGUCACGCAGAUCGAUUUCCGUGCGUGGAUAGAAGGAAAUCAGACCGUGGCAAAUCCACAACCCGAACUAGCUCGUGCAAAACGGCCCCGACCAGUGGAUGAGGAAAGCGGGGAGACUGGCCACGGCUCUGCAACCUCUGGCACGGGUUUGACUUCACCAGAGCAGAGGAAAAGGUUACGGCCAAACAGGCCCCGGAAAGGAGAGGAACACGCGCCAUCGAAUGAUGUAAAUGAGGUGAACCCUCCACCCUUACCUCCCAUGCCAGUUACUGGAGGGGCCUCCUCAGGCUCUCAUUGGGAUGAUAUCCAACCUGGCCGGAAUGUCACAAUUACUUUCCGAGCUUACGAGCGUGGGGAAUGGAGAAAGUUAGACGCUGUAUCUGUGAAUGCCUCUGAUCCACGCGAAGCACAAAAACUCGCCGAUCACUAUGCGCGAGCAGAGGGCCAGAAUGCACGAUUUUAUAACCGUGCCCUCCGAAAGGUCAGUGUCAAUCAGUGCGUUCGUGCAGCGAUUGAUGACGGUACCUUCACCAUCCUCAUGAGUUUAGGAAGAGAACUGGCUGUGACCCGACAACUGGUGGCUUCGGUCACACGAUUGUUUAAGGGUGUCAUUGCAAACACGGCAUCAGCGACGGACGACAAGGUGUCAUAA
Messenger RNA from Monascus purpureus, 990 nucleotides. The record is from the annotation of a GenBank genome assembly. NCBI's taxonomy places the organism in Eukaryota, Fungi, Ascomycota, Eurotiomycetes, Eurotiales, Aspergillaceae.